AUGUCUCAGGUCCAAGACAGCUCGGAGUCUUCUGGCUACUCCACGUCGGCCUCCAGUGAGGUGAGGGAGUUUACAUUAUUUCAACUCUAAACACACAAAUUUGUUUCAGUUUGGGAGCGUUGAUGAUCAAUUCAAAUUCCCAAUAUGCAGAGGUUCGACGAAACGGAAAGCAGAAAGCAACGUGAGGACUUUAUUUACUUCUGUAAAUACUCUUGCGUGUUCUUUUUCAGAUUGAAAAUCUGGACGAGCUGAUGAGAGAGGCGCUGACAUUGUCGCCCGAAAAGCGAGCUCGGAUGAACAUUAAAACUGCGAUUCCCCGCUCACUGACAGAUGAGCCGACUGCCGACGGAAGACCGCAAACUAGACGAUCCAGUUCCAGUGACGUCGAUGUUUCUCCUCGUGUUCGGACGUUGCGAGCUGCGGUUGGUCAAAUCUGCUUUAUACAAAAUAAUUUGGUGUUUGAGAACUCUGGGAACUCGAUAGACAUAGUUCGAAAUGUGUCGGCUGUCUCUUCGGAUUCGAUCUCGCCGAAACUUCUGCAGCAGUACUCGUCGCCAAAGAAGCGCAUCAGUCUAAACGAAAACGGAUCGGUCUACUCUCGGCACCGGCUCGGCUCGACGUUCUCUCCGUUGGUGGCCGGAGCAACAAAGAAAGUGGGAAGUGCUGUCAACUAUUUCAAAGCACACGUUGAGAGACGUAAGUAAAACUUCUGUCAAACAGUGAUUCUCAUUAUCAGUUUUCAGCACUGCGCUCCGACAGUCCCAGAUUGAGUAAACUUCGCAAAUCGGGCGUAAUAAGAAUGAAGCGUCCGUUGAGUGACCGCCUGAAAGGAUCAUUUGAAUAA
Messenger RNA from Caenorhabditis sp. 36 PRJEB53466, 844 nucleotides. The record is from the annotation of a GenBank genome assembly. NCBI's taxonomy places the organism in Eukaryota, Metazoa, Nematoda, Chromadorea, Rhabditida, Rhabditidae.